UAUAUGAAUUGUCCGCGAAGACCACCGACAACAUGACUUUAAAUCCACUAGCAAAUCCAAAAGGGGUUAAACUUGCGUGUGAGCUCUGUCAGAAACCGGCGUUCAUUCAGUGCACGAAAUGUCGUGUCACUUAUUACUGCGGAGUAGAACACCAGAAAGCUGACUGGAUGGGAAUACAUGAAAAAAUCUGUCAAAGUUUAAUUCCACUGAGACAGGCCUCACCAUUCUUACCGUCAGAAGAAGAACGACAGAAAAGGAUUAACCACCUCAAUAUUAAAAAGCGUCAAAUGAUUGACCUCACAAGAACUACUGGUCAGAAACUGUUAUUUGAGGGUCGACAUGAACAGGCAGUUCCAGCCGCCAUGCAAUCCUUACGAUUCGCUAUAGAUGUACAUGGUCUAGCUAGCAUAGAACUUGUGCCAUCAUAUCUUAUACUGGGAGAGGCUAGUAUUGGCCUGGGUCGACUUUCACAAGCGGAGGAAUACCUAGCCCAGGCCCAAUGGACAGCUCUCAAAACGCCAGAGUGUUCUAACGCAAUCAAAUCUAAACUCUACAGAAAUCUUGGUCUUCUUUACGCAGCCAAGGGACAAUAUGACGACUCUCUCAGACAGCACGCAGAUGACAUCUAUCAUGCUUCAGAGGAGUUUGGUACUGAUGACAUCAGAACAUCUGGAGGAUAUUAUCACAUGGCAAAUGUUUUCUUUCGUCAAGGCAGAAUGGAUAUUGCUGACACACUAUACAGACAGGUGGCAGACAUUUGGUACCAACACUUAUUACAGAUCGUAAGAGUACGAACAGCCACCCCUGAUGUCCCUAAGGGGAUCGGUCCAGUGAUCUCUGAGGGAAAUUUAGAGGAGGAAGAUAGUCUGGAUGAGGCUCAGGAAGCUGAAGCUGUCCAGGUGUUAAAUGCUAUAUAUGACAUGCGAGAACACCAGUCUAACAGACGUGCCCAGGACCUGGCCAAGGUCAGCCAUGCACUGGCCAUGCUCUACUUUAUACUCAUGGAUAUCACUAAGUCCAAAGAAUUUGGCAGGAAGGCAGUGGUAGCUAGUGAGGGAGACGCUGACGACUCUUUGUCACGAUCUGUUGUGGAAUUCAUGAAAAUACUGGAGGCUGUAAAGUGAAGGACCAAU
Molecule: messenger RNA, 1133 nt
Organism: Ylistrum balloti
Lineage: Eukaryota; Metazoa; Mollusca; Bivalvia; Pectinida; Pectinidae
Product: zinc finger MYND domain-containing protein 12-like
Exons: 8
Coding region: 33-1124 (363 amino acids)
Molecular function (GO): protein binding
Source: RefSeq, a predicted model, not a curated record